GUGAAUACGUGGCCACUUUACUUUAUUCACCAUGGACAUAUCGAACGCGUCAGAUGACAGUCUCACUCUUAAAACUGAAGAUAAAACUAAUGUCAGUCAUGAAAAGACAGAAGUAGACCCAGAAGUGGAAUGGGGGUUCCCUUUAGAAGAAAUUUACGAAAUAUGUUUGCAGUUUUACAAAGAUAAAGAAGGCAGCAAAGCAAUUCACCUAUCUUACGAGGAUAAAUUAAAAUUAAUUGCAUAUACUCGUCAAGUCUCGCAUGGGAAAUACGACCCCACAAGUUCACCUAGUAUUGGAUACUUUGAUGUUGUAGGAAACGAUAGAAGGCGAGAAUGGCAAUCUUUAGGCGACUUGUCCAAAUCGGAUGCUAUGCUAGCAUUCUGUAAACAUUUAACAUCAAAGUGCGCAAAAUUAAAACCAUAUAUCGAAGCACAACGUUGGGAGAAAGAAGAAAAGGAACGGAAAAGGAUAGAAGCAGAAAAAGAGAGAAUAAGGAAAGAAGAAGAAGAAAAAGAACGAAUUAGACAAGAAGAAGUUAGAAAAAAAUUGGAAGAAGAAAAAUUAAAACAAGAGCAACAAAGGUUGCAAAUCAAAGAAUCAAUUUACCAGCAAGUCUUACCGCAGGUUCAGGCGUACGCGGCUCAGCAGUACCCCACCAACCCUCAACAGCAACAAGCAUACAUUAAGCAAUUGCAAGAACACUAUUAUCAACAGUACAUGCAGCAGAUGUACCAACAACAACAAGGCAUGCAGCAACCACAGCAAGCAACUCAAAAUUCAAGUGAAAACUUGUCAGAGAGCUUUAGUAACAUGAAGCUACAGAAUGGACCUCCGAAUGGUGAUGUUCCAACCCAAAGCACUAGUAAUAAUGUGGAUGAAACUCCAGUGGCUGAUGCCUCGAUAUGGACACGUCCACAAAUAAAAGAGUUCAAAGAACAAUUAUCUAAAGAUAGUGAGGCAGUGAUCACGGUAGGUAGAGGUGAAACUGUCACGGUGCGCGUACCAACUCACGAUGAGGGCGCAUGUAUAUUUUGGGAAUUUGCGACUGACCAUUACGAUCUUGGGUUUGGAUUGUACUUUGAAUGGACAGAGGCACAAAGUAAUGCGAUAAGUGUACACGUUAGUGAGUCCAGUGAUGAAGAGGAGGAGUUAGAAGAUGAAGAUGGAAAAGCAGAUCUUGAAAGUGGUAGUGGAAAAUCCAAAGGACCACCAACGGAUGAGAUAAUACCUAUCUUUCGUCGGGAUAGCCAUGAGGAAGUGUUCGCCGGCAGCCAUGCUUACCCAGGAAAGGGAAUUUAUCUACUUCGUUUCGACAACUCUUAUUCGCUCUUCAGAUCCAAGAAAUUAUAUUAUAGAGUCUAUUAUUCAAAGUGACUUGAAAAUUACAAUAUGGAAUUGAAUUAAUUUUAUUUUAUGUAUAACUUUUAUUAAGAAAGCUUAAGUUGUCAGAUUUUAAAAUUAGGUUGUUUAAUAGAUCAGUCGGUUUAAAAGGUACAUAAAUGGUCCUACAAACCAAAAAAAAAAAAAAAAAAACAAUUAUCAUAAAUAAUAGUUAAUAUUUGCAGAUAGGAAAAUACUUUUGGUUAAGCAAAAUAAAAUCCUAGAAGUGGGAUUAAAUGGACUUAAAAAAUACUAUACUAGGGUGUACAUAAUAUAUAGUUAACGACAGGGCUGGAAAAACUGUGUGACCACGCGACCGGUGGUCGGAGGCAUUAUGACAGUCCCGGAGGCAUUUCGUAGGAAAAAAAACAAAACAAAACAAACUUUUGGGCUGUAUAGUGAGCAGAUAACAUUUGGUGCUGGAGGCAUUUUUCAUGGUCGGAGGCGCAAACAGCUUAUUUCCAGGCCUGGUUAACGAUAUACUUUCAGCACUCAACUAGUAGACUUAGAAGGUCAUAACAAAUAUUUUCUUUACCAAUAUAUAAUGCAUAAACAAUACAGUUCAUGUAAUUAUAUUCUUUGCUUAGACUGUGAAGUUUGAAAUAAUAGAACAUGACAACCAGUCUAUACAGAGUACUUUGUCAUUAUGUCAUGAUACCACAUUACAUUGUUGUUAUUGAGCAACUUCAGUGCACCCUCCAAUUUAAGAUCACUCUAAUUCUAAGGCCACUCUAAUUCUGAGACCCUCUAAUUCUGAGGCCACUCUAAUUCUGAGAUCCUCUAAUUCUAAGGCCACUCUAAUUCUGAGACCCUCUAAUUCUGAGGCCACUCUAAUUCUGAGACCCUCUAAUUCUAAGGCCAUUCUAAUGCUGAGUCCCUCUAAAUUCUGUGGCCACUCUAAUUCUUAGACCCUCUAAUUCUGAGGCCACUCUAAUUCUGAGACCCUCUAAUUCUAAGGCCACUCUAAUGCUGAGUCCCUCUAAAUUCUGUGGCCACUCUAAUUCUGAGACCCUCUAAUUUUGAUGGGUAAUAGCUAGCUCCGCCCCCCCCCCCCAAAAAAAAGAGGGAAAAAAAAUAAAAUUGUUAUGAAAGCACUGCAUGGCCUCUAUAAAAAUUGUAAUUUGUGUUCUCAUGAUUUUAUUUAAUUCAAUUUGGGGCCGCAGAAUCAAUCUUUAAUUGGAGUGGUCUUAGAUUAGCAGGAUCCUUUUAUUUGAAAACACUAUGUAAAAUGUAGCUUUGCUGAGAAACGACUCAGCUGUAUCUUGUGCUUUGUUGUGUUACUCGGUAACAUAGUGUUGUGACAGGGUGUUGUGAUGUCAGCAAUGCAGUUGUCUGUACAUAGCGUGAUAACCGGCUUUGUCAGAAAUUCAUCAGACUGAUUUCCAACCAGAUUAAAGGUUUAAUUUUGUGUAUGCCAUGUAAAAUAAAAUUAUGAUUAUUUUUUCAGAUUGUAUAAGUUAGGUAUUUUUAAAGCUAUAACCAAUAAUUUUGCUUUUUAUGUAUACUGGCAUCUUUGCUGCCAUAUUGUACUGAAUUGCUAAAUCUUUACUAACCUGUUAUUCAUAGGAAAUUCUAGAGUGCUACUGCUGAUUGUAAUCUACCAUAGUUUCAACACAGUGUUGCUGGGGCCCCAAAUUGGUGAAGACCGUUCCAGUAGAUUCUGGUUCAAUAGGUUUCUUAACAUAUUUUAUUAGUGUCUUGCUGCGCUGGUGAUAGCAUGUGUAUCUAACUUUAGGGAAACUACAAGUCUCCCUCCAAUUAAAGACCACUUUUGGACCUGGGUUUAUAUGGUCUUUGACAGCUUUGGUCUCGAAUUAGAAUAAUAAAGAUAAAAAGACACUUUUUAAUGUGAAGCCACAGAACAUAAUGAAUUUGUAGGAGAGUGGUUAGUUUCCGGGAGGAAUUUUUGCUUGCUCGCUAGCUAGGAGUGUGCGAGAUGGUUCCAAUUUCUAGGAGACUGUUGCAGGAGACUUGUGGCCCCUGCUUUUUCACAAUACCGCUGCGACACUGAUCCCAACUGUGGUGUUCUUCUAUCAUUUUGUUGCUUACAUAGACACUACUUUAGCAUGAUAUGUAGAACGUUUACCUUUUGAUCUCUCGAUUCUGGGUUUCAAUCUUUAAACAAGCUAAAUAGCAUUGUUCUGUGCUGGAAUUUACAAGUAUAUUUCUUGUUGAUUGCAAAGGAAAAAAUUAAUUAAAAUGCACUCUCGUAGUCAGCAGUCUAAUAAAGUGGCCUUGAAAAACUAUGUGAUAUUAUCUCAUUUAUAUUAAUCUUUUUUUUUAUUAAAAUGUUUCUUUU
Anneissia japonica is the source of this 3680-nucleotide messenger RNA. Its product is annotated as Golgi resident protein GCP60-like. Gene Ontology annotation, cellular component: Golgi membrane. The coding region runs from base 32 to 1375 and encodes 447 amino acids. The transcript is spliced from 9 exons. Lineage: Eukaryota; Metazoa; Echinodermata; Crinoidea; Comatulida; Comatulidae. The record is from RefSeq and is a predicted model, not a curated record. Gene Ontology annotation, molecular function: fatty-acyl-CoA binding.